CGGGGGUGGCUGUUAUUUCCCAGCCUCCUGGGCCUGCACCUCUGCCUUUUUGAGGGACAGAAUGGAAAGUGAAGUGGAUUGUAUCUUUUUUUUUGGCGGAUGGCUGGUAUGGGGCUUGCAACCCUUGACCUUGUUAUAACACUGUGCUCUAACCAAGUGAGCUAACUGGCCAGCCCCAGGUUGUAUCACUUCUGCACACAUGCCGCUGGCCACCCCUGCUGUUGGAAAUGUGGUCUUUAGCCAGGCAGUCAUGUACCCAGGUAAAAUUUUACCAUUUGUAGGACAAGGGGACCAUGAACAUUGGAGAAAAGCAGGAAGUAUGCACAGGUUCCAGGAGCCGCUGGAGAACCUCAACGUCAGCAGUCUGUGCUGCUUCUCUCAAGUCCCGGGGAUGCGAGCAACAGGCCUGCGGCGGGAGAAGGUAGCCCGAGACAGUUCAUCUGGUGCUGGGGACGCUGUCCAGCGAAGGCUGCUCGGUCUGCGGAAAAGGCCUUGGUCGGCAGGCAAGUGCCUGCCCAGGAGCCUGGGAAGCCAGCAGGCAGUUCCAGCUAAGGGGGAGACUAAGCAGGAUUGCUGUAUGAAAACCGAACUGCUGAGAGAAGAGAUCCUGAUGGCUGCCGACGAAGGCUCAGCAGAGAAGCAGGCAGGAGAGGCCCACGUGGCUGCAGAUGGUGAGACCAACGGGUCUUGUGAAAAAGGCGAUAGCAGCAGCCACCUGAAUGCAGGAAGACACAUUCAGGAGAAUGCAAAAAUCAGCCCACAGGAAGGUACCAAUAAACUAACCCGAAUAGCGGAAAACGGGAUUUCAGAAAGAGACACAGAAGUGGGGAAGGAAAACCAUGUUGCAGCAGAUGACUUUAUACAGACUUCUGUCAUGGGCAGCAACGGAUACUUCUUACAUAAACCGGCCUUGCAGGGGCAGCCCUUGAGGACUACCAGCACUCUGGCCUCCUCGCUUCCUGGCCAUGCUGCGAAAACCCUUCCUGGAGGGGCUGGAAAAGGCAGGACUCCAAGUGCUUUUCCUCAUAUGCCAGCCGCUGCACCAGCUGUGCCUGGGGAGGGGAGCACAGAUGCAGAGGAACGAAAGCCCACGGCCCCUGGUGCUGACGUCAAGGUUCACCGGGCACGCAAGACCAUGCCAAAAUCCAUCUUGGGCCUGCAUGCAGCCAGUAAGGAUUCCAGAGAAGUUCGAGAAGCUAGAGAUCAUAAGGAGCCAAAGGAGGAGAUCAACAAAAACAUUUCUGACUUUGGACGGCAGCAGCUUUUACCUCCCUUCCCAUCCCUUCAUCAGUCACUACCUCAGAACCAGUGCUACAUGGGCACCACAAAAUCACAGACAGCUUGCUUGCCUUUUGUUUUAGCAGCUGCAGUAUCUCGGAAGAAAAAACGAAGAAUGGGAACCUAUAGCCUGGUUCCUAAGAAAAAGACCAAAGUAUUAAAACAGAGGACGGUGAUUGAGAUGUUUAAGAGUAUAACUCAUUCCACUGUGGGUUCCAAGGGUGAGAAGGACCUGGGCGACAGCACUCUUCACGUGAAUGGGGAGAGCUUGGAGCUGGACUCAGAGGAGGAUGACUCAGAGGAGCUGGAGGACGAAGAUGAUCACCGAGCUGAGCAGGCAGCUGCAUUCCCCACUGAGGACAGCAGGACUUCUAAAGAGAGCACGUCUGAAAUGGACCGCACCCAUAAGCUGGAUGGUGAGUCUGAGGAGGAGCAGGAGUCCGCCGACACUGGGGAGGAAGAGGAAGGCGGAGACGAGUCUGAUUUGAGUUCUGAGUCCAGCAUCAAGAAGAAAUUUCUCAAGAGGAAGGGGAAAACUGACAGCCCCUGGAUCAAGCCCGCUAGGAAAAGGCGGCGGAGAAAUAAAAAGAAGCCAAGCAGCGCUCUGGGUUCUGAGGCAUGUAAGUCAUCUUCAGGAAGCACAGAGCAGAUGGCACCAGGAGACAGCACGGGAUAUAUGGAAGUUUCUCUGGACUCCCUGGAUCUUCGUGUCAAAGGGAUUCUGUCCUCAGAAGCGGAAGGGCUGUCCAAUGGUCCAGAUGCACUGGAGACAGACAGCCUCCAGGAAGUGCCUCUCUGCAGCUGCCGGAUGGAAACCCCAAAGAGCCGAGAGAUCACCACCCUGGCCAAUAACCAGUGCAUGGCUACUGAAAGCGUGGAUCACGAACUGGGCCGGUGCACAAACAGCGUGGUCAAGUAUGAGCUGAUGCGCCCAUCCAACAAGGCACCGCUCCUGGUGCUGUGUGAAGACCACCGGGGCCGCAUGGUGAAGCACCAGUGUUGUCCUGGCUGUGGCUACUUCUGCACGGCGGGUAAUUUUAUGGAAUGUCAGCCUGAGAGCAGCAUCUCUCACCGUUUCCACAAAGACUGUGCCUCUCGAGUCAAUAACGCCAGCUAUUGUCCCCACUGCGGGGAGGAGACCUCCAAGGCCAAAGAGGUGACAAUAGCAAAAGCAGACACCACCUCCAUGGUGACACUGGCCCCCGGGCAGGAGAAGAGCUCAGCCGUGGAGGGCAGGGCCGACACCACUACGGGCAGUGCUGCUGGACCACUGCUCUCAGAGGAUGACAAGCCACAGAGCGCAGCUCCCCAGGUGCUGGAGGGCUUCGAUCCUGCGGGGCCAGCUGGGCUCGUGAGGCCAACUUCUGGCCUCUCCCAGACACCAGGGAAGGAGACCUUGGAGAGUGCACUAGUUGCUCUGGACUCGGAAAAGCCCAAGAAGCUUCGCUUCCACCCAAAGCAGCUGUACUUCUCCGCCAGGCAAGGGGAGCUUCAGAAGGUGCUCCUCAUGCUGGUUGAUGGAAUCGACCCCAACUUCAAAAUGGAGCACCAGAGCAAGCGCUCGCCCUUGCACGCCGCGGCGGAGGCUGGCCACGUGGACAUCUGCCACAUGCUGGUUCAGGCGGGCGCUAACAUUGACACCUGCUCGGAAGACCAGAGGACCCCACUGAUGGAGGCAGCAGAAAACAACCACCUGGAAGCAGUGAAGUACCUCAUCAAGGCUGGGGCACUAGUGGAUCCUAAGGAUGCAGAGGGCUCAACGUGUUUGCACUUGGCUGCCAAGAAAGGCCAUUAUGAUGUAGUUCAGUAUCUGCUUUCGAAUGGACAAAUGGACGUCAACUGCCAGGAUGAUGGAGGCUGGACGCCCAUGAUUUGGGCCACUGAGUACAAGCACGUGGACCUGGUGAAGCUGCUGCUGUCCAGGGGCUCUGACAUCAACAUCCGCGACAAUGAGGAGAACAUCUGCCUGCACUGGGCAGCAUUCUCGGGCUGCGUGGACAUAGCUGAGAUACUGCUGGCUGCCAAGUGCGAUCUCCACGCCGUGAAUGUCCACGGAGACUCGCCCCUGCACAUAGCUGCCAGGGAGAACCGCUACGACUGCGUCGUCCUCUUUCUUUCUCGGGAUUCAGAUGUCACCCUAAAAAACAAGGAGGGAGAGACGCCCCUGCAGUGCGCGAGCCUCAACUCUCAGGUGUGGAGCGCUUUGCAGAUGAGCAAGGCACUCCGAGACUCGGCCUCUGACAAGCCUGUCCCUGUCGAGAAGACAGUGAGCAGAGACAUCGCCCGAGGCUAUGAGCGAGUCCCCAUCCCCUGUGUCAACGCUGUGGACAGUGAGCCGUGCCCCAGCAACUACAAGUAUGUCUCUCAGAACUGUGUGACUUCCCCCAUGAACAUCGACAGGAACAUCACUCACUUGCAGUACUGCGUGUGCAUAGACGACUGCUCUUCCAGCAACUGCAUGUGCGGCCAGCUCAGUAUGCGCUGCUGGUACGAUAAGGACGGCCGACUUCUGCCUGAAUUCAACAUGGCAGAGCCUCCCUUGAUCUUUGAGUGUAACCAUGCUUGCUCCUGCUGGAGGAACUGCCGGAACCGCGUUGUGCAGAAUGGGCUCAGGGCAAGGCUACAGCUCUACCGGACGCAGGACAUGGGCUGGGGCGUGCGGUCCCUGCAGGACAUCCCUCUGGGCACCUUUGUCUGCGAGUAUGUCGGGGAGCUGAUCUCCGAUUCAGAAGCCGACGUUCGGGAAGAAGAUUCUUACCUCUUUGAUCUUGACAAUAAGGAUGGAGAGGUGUACUGCAUCGAUGCUCGGUUCUACGGGAACGUCAGCCGGUUCAUAAACCACCACUGCGAGCCCAACCUCGUGCCCGUGCGUGUUUUCAUGUCCCACCAGGACCUGCGGUUUCCCAGGAUCGCGUUCUUCAGCACCCGCCUGAUUAUGGCUGGAGAGCAGCUGGGGUUUGAUUAUGGAGAGCGCUUCUGGGACAUCAAAGGCAAACUGUUCAGCUGCCGAUGCGGCUCCUCCAAGUGCCGGCACUCGAGCGCUGCCCUGGCCCAGCGGCAGGCCAGUGCCAGCCAGGAGGCCCAGGAGGAUGGCCUGCCGGACACCAGCUCUGCCGCUGCCGCUGACCCCCUAUGAGAUGCAUCUGGGCCAGGGGGAUGCCGGGAUUCGGUACUGUUGGCAUUGCGCUUAGAGAGGAGAAACUCUGCACGUGAUGUCUGAGAUGGCCUGGUGAGGGGCUGUGCCACCGACUUCCUGGAGGGGCCAGAAGUGAGGCCGCAGGUCCUCGGCCUGGCGGCCUAUGGGCGGGUGUGAAUGCCUCCCAGUGACAUUCCCACGCCUGCAGCCUCACAGCCAGGCCCAGUGCUCAGGCUGGAGUGGACCCUGUACUGCCAUGUGCCCCAGAAGACUGGGGAUUCCAUGUCGGCGUAACCUUGUGAGUUUCUGGUGGUGGUUUUGUCGUUGCGAAGUUUCUCAUUCCUCUGAUCUCUGCGGUCCCUGCUCCACCUCUGGGUUCGUCUGUCCUCUUGUCCAGCCCAGACUCCUGUGUGGCACCUGACAAAGCCACCGGCACCACAAGCUGCUCCGUUAAACCCACCCACCACGGCCUGCGGGUGCCAUGCAGGGGACACCGUCUCCCAUCACGGUCUUGGAGAGAAGGUCAGGGACCGACCUGCCACUAACUUUGGAGAAAAUGUGGGUUUGCUUUUUAAAGAAAUCCUGUAUCUAGUCCUUCCUAUAUAUCAAACCUCUGACUGGCGUUUGUGAGGAAGCGGUUUGGUGGGUGCAGGCCAAUCCUGCACUGGCCCCUCUCCAGUUCCGUUGAUGCUGGCACCUUCUGUUGAUUUUUAAACCACAUGCUAUGAUGAUGAAUAAACUGAUUUAUUUUCUACCAUUACUGAACAUUAGGACAAAGAAAAAAAUAAAAAAACACAAAACACAGAUAACGGUGCUGAUUCUGGUGUGGUUUCUACUCACCACGUGAAAAUAAACUAUCAACUGUAUAAAGAGAACAAAGUGAUUUUAGAAUAAAAUGCAGGAAAAAAAAACUUUUUUAAAAAUGUUAGUCUUGUAGUGUGAAUAAAUUUGCCAUCACCUUUUGAGUGAUGGCUUGGCAAGUCAUAUACUUUUUUUUGGCAUAUACCUUUUUAAAUACUGUAAUUAGUGCAGUAACAGUGGGGUUUUUUUUGUGCGACUCUUCUAAAACAUUCAUAAUGCAGUCAUGUUUAUUUUUUUCUGUUAAAAUGUUUUUGACAGUUUUAAGAGCAAUCUUUUGGCUCAGACCAUUUCUUGUUCUGUUUUCAAUGAAAUCAAUAAAAAAAAAGAAGUACUUUAAA
Galeopterus variegatus (Sunda flying lemur) is the source of this 5613-nucleotide messenger RNA. It is a transcript of the gene EHMT1, whose product is annotated as euchromatic histone-lysine N-methyltransferase 1. The transcript has 28 exons. Gene Ontology annotation, molecular function: histone H3K9 methyltransferase activity; zinc ion binding; p53 binding. The record is from RefSeq and is a predicted model, not a curated record. Bases 200 to 4414 code for a protein of 1404 amino acids. NCBI's taxonomy places the organism in Eukaryota, Metazoa, Chordata, Mammalia, Dermoptera, Cynocephalidae. Gene Ontology annotation, cellular component: nucleus.